Messenger RNA from Arachis duranensis, 1507 nucleotides. Its product is annotated as growth-regulating factor 3. Gene Ontology annotation, cellular component: nucleus. NCBI's taxonomy places the organism in Eukaryota, Viridiplantae, Streptophyta, Magnoliopsida, Fabales, Fabaceae. Gene Ontology annotation, biological process: developmental process; regulation of DNA-templated transcription; DNA-templated transcription. The record is from RefSeq and is a predicted model, not a curated record. Gene Ontology annotation, molecular function: ATP binding.
AGUAGUAUUUGUGAAGCAACCUUAAAAAAUCUUAAUCCCUACUAAGGUAAGGUUCCAAUCAUGGCCGAACUCGUUUACUCCGAGGUAACCGCCCCUCCUCCUCCACACCCUCUCCUCCAUCUAUAUCACUCCAUCCUCCUCCUCUAAAUGCAAAUCAUUCACUCCUUCUUCUUCUUCUUCUUCCUCUUUUUCUUUUUCUUCUUCUUCUGCAUAAUAUAAUAAAACACAAGCCCUCAUCUUCAAGUACCUCAAAGCAGGACUCACCGUUCCACCGGACCUCCUCGUACCUAUUCGGAGGAGCCUCCAGUUGAUGUCUCAGAAGCUCUCACAUCACUACCCAUCUCUGGGGUUUUAUGGGAAGAAGAUAGAUCCGGAGCCAGGGAGGUGCAGGAGGACCGAUGGGAAGAAAUGGAGGUGCUCCAGGGAAGCACACCCUGACUCUAAGUACUGCGACCGCCACAUGAUACGGCGUCGUUACCGUUCAAGAAAGCCUGUGGAAUCAUCAACUUCAUCUCAGCAACAAUCUCACUCUUCUGCUGCUGCUUCUGCUGCUACUGCUGCUUCUACUACCACCACCACUACUACUACUGCUGCUGCUUCUGCUGCUAGUACUGGUGGUGGUGGUGGUGGUGGUGGUGGUGCUUCUGGUUCCGGUGGAGCCUUCCACACACUCCCUUUGCACACCAAUGGUACCCGUGAAGGUUUCACCCUUGGGAGCAGCAAUAGUAGCAGCUUGCAAAACUUGCACAUGGACCACCCUUUGUCACUUCCCAGUGAGGUUAGCAAGAAGGAGUACAGGUUUGCACUGAACUCCGAUGUAGACGAGCACAACUUCUUGCAGAAAGAUCUGGGAACUGUGAGAUAUCAAGGUUAUGACUUCACCUCAGAUGGCCUGUGGUCCAUGCCCCACAUCCCAUCAAACACUGUUUCAGAAUCAAGAACUGGUUCUACCAUGGUUGGAGACUGCUUCCAACAGCAAACAAUUCGCGAUGCUGAUCUCUUAAACCUCAAUGCUUCAGGGUCGAAGGAGCUCGUCUUUGGUAGCCAAUUGAGUCCGUCGUCGUCUGGGUCUUUGAAACAGGAAUAUCAGUCCCCGCAGUCACUCUUCACUGACUGGCACUGGAAGAAGGAUUUAGGCUCUGACGCCAUUUAUCGGCCCCACAAAGAUUUCAAUUCAGAUGCAAAUGUUGAUUGCAAUGGUUCUUUGUAAAGUUUGCAACUGAGUUUUUGGGAUCACAACACCUUUUGUCUCUCCCCCAAACCAAUGAAAUGCUAUAAUAAAUAAACAGAAAUCCUUAUGCAGGAUGAAACUUUCAUCCAUAGCAUUCAGAUACUUAGAGGGAAUCAUCAUGUUAUUCAAAUCUUCAGAAUAUGUUGUUGUCUUAUAUAAUAGUUAAUACACUUCCAAGGAGUUCAUGCUUUCUUUAUAUGUAAAACUUGUAAUAACAUUUGUCUAUGCUUCCCUUUUUAUAAUUUUUAAUUGUACUGGAAUUUAGUCUGGUUCAUA